Messenger RNA from Pteropus alecto (black flying fox), 2071 nucleotides. RefSeq names its product activity regulated cytoskeleton associated protein (gene ARC). Gene Ontology annotation, biological process: positive regulation of AMPA receptor activity; modulation of chemical synaptic transmission. NCBI's taxonomy places the organism in Eukaryota, Metazoa, Chordata, Mammalia, Chiroptera, Pteropodidae. The transcript is spliced from 2 exons. Bases 161 to 1357 code for a protein of 398 amino acids. The record is from RefSeq and is a predicted model, not a curated record. Gene Ontology annotation, molecular function: mRNA binding.
CCGGAGCUGCCACCGCCACUGCCACCGCCACUGCCGCCGCCGCCGCCGCCGCCGCCGCCGGACGCACUGCCGCACGGACCCCGCAGCCCUUGCCGGCCCCAAGAGAACUCUGCAGUUCGCGCCUCCUGCCUGUCCAAGCACCGCGGCCACCUGCGCACAGAUGGAGCUGGACCACAUGACGAGCGGCGGCCUCCACACCUACCCUGGGCCCCGGGGCGGGCCGGCGGCCAAGCCCAACGUGAUCCUGCAGAUCGGUAAGUGCAGGGCUGAGAUGCUGGAGCACGUGAGGAGGACCCACCGGCACCUGCUGACUGAGGUGUCCAAGCAGGUGGAGCGGGAGCUGAAGGGGCUGCACAGGUCAGUGGGCAAGCUGGAGAGCAACCUGGACGGCUACGUGCCCACCAGCGACUCGCAGCGCUGGAGGAAGUCCAUCAAGGCCUGCCUGAGCCGCUGCCAGGAGACCAUCGCCAACCUGGAGCGCUGGGUCAAGCGCGAGAUGCACGUGUGGAGGGAGGUCUUCUACCGCCUGGAGAGGUGGGCUGACCGCCUGGAGUCCAUGGGCGGCAAGUACCCGGUGGGCAGUGAGCCGGCCCGCCACACCGUCUCCGUGGGAGUCGGGGGUCCUGAGGGCUACAGCCACGAGGCCGAUGGCUACGACUACACCGUCAGCCCCUACGCCAUUACCCCGCCGCCGGCCGCUGGCGAGCUGCCCGGGCAGGAGCCUGAGGAGGCCCAGCAGUACACGCCCUGGGUGCCCGGCGAGGACGGGCAGCCGAGCCCUGGCGUGGACACGCAGAUCUUCGAGGACCCGCGAGAGUUCCUCAGCCACCUGGAGGAGUACCUGCGGCAGGUGGGUGGCUCCGAGGAGUACUGGCUGUCGCAGAUCCAGAACCACAUGAACGGGCCGGCCAAGAAGUGGUGGGAGUUCAAGCAAGGCUCGGUGAGGAACUGGGUGGAGUUCAAGAAGGCGUUCCUGCAGUACAGCGAGGGCACGCUGUCCCGCGAGGCCAUCCAGCGCGAGCUGGACCUGCCGCAGAAGCAGGGCGAGCCGCUGGACCAGUUCCUGUGGCGCAAGCGGGACCUGUACCAGACGCUGCACGUGGACGCCGAGGAGGAGGAGGUCAUCCAGUACGUGGUGGGCACCCUGCAGCCCAAGCUCAAGCGCUUCCUGCGUCACCCGCUGCCCAAGACGCUGGAGCAGCUCAUCCAGAGGGGCAUGGAGGUGCAGGACGACCUGGAGCAGGGGCCCGAGCCGGCCAGCCCCCUCCGCGCCGCCGAGGACGAGGCCGAGGCCGAGGCCCUGACGCCGGCCCUCACCAACGAGUCCGUGGCCAGCGACCGGACCCAGCCCGAAUAGAGGGCAGCCCGGGCGCCCGCCUCCCCGCCACAGCCCACCUGUGGCCUUUGCCCAUUGGGACUUUGGAGCUGGACUGAGUCGUGCAGUGGGCGGCCUCGUUCUCGUCCAGUUGGAACCCCUCAGCCUCCCAGCCCGAUUCGCACAGACACGCGUCGUCCAGUCGCGGGCAGUGUGCCCCAAACAGCACAGGAACCCCUCUCCCCUGCCAGACCCUGCCCUGUCACCCUCCGUCUGUCUUCCGGGGCUCUGGGCCUGCCUGGGCCACUCCCCCUUCCCCCCCCACCCCACACACACUCAGGCCAUGACAGGAGCCCAGCCUCCUCAUCCUGCUCAGCGCUCGGGCCCUCUGGGCACUCAAAAACCGAGUGUCUGGGUGGCAUUGGCCAGCGGGCACCAAGCUCAGGGGACACCCCAGAGCCGAAGCCAAGGCAGAACCAGUGCCCUGGGAACCUCAGCUUCGGGCCGCGGCCUGGCCCCGGCCGUCGCCGUGCAGGGGGCUGGCCCGCCUCGGGCAGCGUGGCUCCCUGUCCCCGAGGACAACCGAAGCUGAGACGCAGCAGCGGCAGCAGCAGACCUGGCGGCCGGUGCCUCCUGGACCCUCAGAAGCGUCGGUGAUUCAUGCCAGCCUGGAGAAGGGUUGAACUCGGCUUGGUGACUCACCAGUGGCAGGUGGAGGGUCCCACGGGGCCGAGUCCUCCAACCGGCUGAGGCAGC